AUGGGAUUCAACGUCUCCGAGGCCGUCUGGCGAUGGCGAUGCAAGGCGUUUGGAACAAACGACAAAAUCAAGCCUCGCUCGCAGACUCGAAAGGCGGGUGCUGCCCCUGAAGAAAACACCCAGGGAGCAGACGCCCUUAUCAAAAUCUUCUAUGAGUCCAAAAACAGCCGCGAAGAGCACCGGACGUGGGUGGAUUAUCCCCCCAAGCAGCUCAGCAAGACUGCCUCCAAGGCCCAGGACCGAGCAGCCAUCAGAGUGUACAAGAUCGUGGACCUGGAUAAGCCCGUCAUCAGUGGCCGUCCUACGCUGAAGUACUUCAAGAUUACCAUCCAGAGCCCCCUGCUAGUAGCUGCCCUCAAGGAUAUCGUCGAGAAGGAUGAGAUAUACCUCGAGAAGACAGAGCCGGCAGAGUUCACCACCCCCUUUGCGCCGCUCUACUUCAACGCGGACGAGAUUGCGGCCUUGCUCAAGAGUGCAGGCAAAGGCACCCCUUUACGCGAACAUCUCGAGCUCCUCCUAAACCUGAUGGACGACAUGUUUGCCGAAACUCGAAGUCGUGUCCAGCUGUUACAGGCCAGCGGUCUGGCUUCGUCCGAUUUGCUCUGGGCUUAUUUUCCUACUGGCUCCCCGGUAUACAUCUGGGAAGGGGAGUGCGAAUCUCUAGGCAAAGUUAUCGGCACCGAUAUUCUCAAGUGCAAUUCACGGUCUGUGAUGCGCCUACGGUGCAGGAUCAUGAAAUUUGACGGCCAGGAAUACGUCUGGGAGGAGUACAAGGAUAUAAUCCCCUCUUUCAAGGGAAAUAUCCCCAUCACGGAUCUACCCUUCUACCCACUCAGGUUCCAUGAAGAUCCGGAGGCUGUCAAGUCACGCCUGAUAAAGCGAGCAAGGAAAGCGCUCGACUAUCAGGGGCUCUCUUACGGAUCUUACACCGGUAUCGCUCUCUUCAAGGCCAAAGAUGGGAUGAUCAAGCACAAUGUGGAUGGCAGGAUUCUGAUUGAUGUCGUUGGAUACAAUAAACACCACGAUGCUCUCAGGAGUCCUGACAGUGGAGUUGAGAAUCCUAUGAAACGGAAAACGCGUGUUCUCCAGACGGAUACAAACCCCGAAACUGAGAAGCCCGUGCUAGAGAUAACUGGGCCAAACAAUGCCAGUCUGACCGGCGGGACUAAACCGAGGGCUACCAAGCACAUUUCAACAGAAGAUCAGGACAAAAAUAAGCAAGGUAUCCUCGGUCUCGGAAGUGAGAUGAUGUACAUGUCUCCGUUCCUCGAGGGAUUCGCCCUGAAGAAUAAGGAGUGGCUCAACUUUUAUAUUGAGGAUAUUGAACAGGUCAAAUGGAACGACGAAGCCUAUGAUCACUUGGUAUAUGACGAGCAACAAAAGGACCUGAUCCUAUCCUUUGUAGAACACCACUAUAAUUCGAAGAAAGUAUCGGAUGAUGUCAUUACCGGAAAAGGCCAAGGACUGAAUAUCCUCCUUAGUGGGCCUCCCGGCACAGGAAAGACGCUCACUGCAGAAGCUGUUGCCGACAGAUGCCGCAAGCCCCUAUUUUACCUCCAGGCUGAAGACCUAGGCAUCCAGGCCGCAGAGCUCGGCAAUAACAUAAAAAAGGUAUUCGAGCUGGCCCUAGAAUGGAACGCCGUCAUCCUGCUCGACGAAGCGGACGUCUUCAUGGCAGAGCGUAAUCCCAACGAUAUCCACCGCAACGAACUCGUCUCCAUCUUCCUCCGAGAACUAGAGUACUACCGUGGCGUCAUCUUUCUUACCACCAACCUCUAUGACACCAUCGAUACAGCAUUCAGAUCCCGCAUCAAUCUCCAUCUGCUGUUUAAACCACUAUCUCAAAAUGCCAGGUCACAGGUGUGGGCCAAGUUCCUGAGCCGACUGGCUCCUAUCCAUGCCAUGCCUGACCAGAAGGAAGCGAAGACCGUCUUGGAUCAACUGACCGAUGAAGACUUGAAAGAACUUUCUAUGUGGCAGUUGAAUGGACGUGAGAUCAAGAACGCGGUGAAGAUGGUGAAGUCAUGGUGUGAUCAGAAGGGCUACGAGAUAAGUCUUGCACGCAUGGAGAGUGGUAUCAAGGUAUCUGCUCCUCAGGCCCUUAAACGAGAUUUCUCUAGGCCAGCCGGCUUGUAUGAUUGA
Nannizzia gypsea CBS 118893 is the source of this 2142-nucleotide messenger RNA. RefSeq lists its product as hypothetical. Gene Ontology annotation, molecular function: ATP binding; ATP hydrolysis activity. The record is from RefSeq and is a predicted model, not a curated record. The transcript is spliced from 5 exons. Bases 1 to 2142 code for a protein of 713 amino acids. Lineage: Eukaryota; Fungi; Ascomycota; Eurotiomycetes; Onygenales; Arthrodermataceae.